GAGAGGAGCCGCAGGCGGCUGGAGGGGGCGGCGGCCGCUGCUGGGUCUGAGAAAGUUGCCCCCCGUGCAGAUGGGAACUGAGGUAAAAUGCACACUUGCUGCCCCCCAGUAACUUUGGAACAGGACCUUCACAGAAAAAUGCAUAGCUGGAUGCUGCAGACUCUAGCGUUUGCUGUAACAUCUCUCGUCCUUUCGUGUGCAGAAACCAUCGAUUAUUAUGGGGAAAUCUGUGACAAUGCAUGUCCUUGUGAGGAAAAGGACGGCAUUUUAACUGUGAGCUGUGAAAACCGGGGGAUCAUCAGUCUGUCUGAAAUUAGCCCUCCCCGUUUCCCAAUUUACCACCUUUUGUUGUCCGGAAACCUUUUGAACCGUCUUUACCCCAAUGAGUUUGUCAAUUACACUGGGGCUUCAAUUUUGCAUCUGGGUAGCAAUGUUAUCCAGGACAUUGAGACUGGGGCUUUCCACGGGCUUCGGGGCUUAAGGAGAUUGCAUUUGAACAAUAAUAAACUGGAACUUCUGCGAGAUGAUACCUUCCUUGGCUUGGAGAACCUGGAGUACCUACAGGUUGAUUACAAUUACAUCAGCGUCAUUGAACCCAAUGCUUUUGGGAAACUGCAUUUGUUGCAGGUGCUUAUUCUCAAUGACAAUCUCUUGUCCAGUUUACCCAACAAUCUUUUCCGUUUUGUGCCCUUAACGCACUUGGACCUACGGGGUAAUCGGCUGAAACUUCUGCCCUACGUGGGGCUGUUGCAGCACAUGGAUAAAGUUGUGGAGUUACAGCUGGAGGAAAACCCCUGGAAUUGCUCCUGUGAGCUGAUUUCUCUCAAGGAUUGGUUGGACAGCAUUUCCUAUUCGGCCCUAGUAGGGGAUGUGGUUUGUGAGACCCCCUUCCGCUUGCACGGCAGGGACUUGGAUGAGGUAUCCAAGCAGGAACUUUGCCCAAGGAAGCUUAUUUCUGACUAUGAGAUGAGGCCGCAGACACCUUUGAGCACCACGGGGUAUUUACACACCACCCCGGCCUCAGUUAAUUCCGUGGCCACUUCUUCCUCUGCUGUUUACAAACCCCCAUUGAAGCCCCCUAAGGGGACCCGCCAACCCAACAAGCCCAGGGUGCGCCCCACCUCUCGGCAGCCCUCCAAGGACUUGGGCUACAGCAACUAUGGCCCCAGCAUCGCCUACCAGACCAAAUCCCCGGUGCCUUUGGAGUGUCCCACCGUGUGCUCUUGCAACCUGCAGAUCUCCGACCUGGGCCUCAAUGUAAACUGCCAGGAGCGCAAGAUCGAGAGCAUGGCUGAGCUGCAGCCCAAGCCCUACAAUCCCAAGAAAAUGUAUCUGACCGAGAACUACAUCGCUGUCGUGCGCAGGACAGACUUCCUGGAGGCCACUGGGCUAGACCUCCUGCAUCUGGGUAACAAUCGUAUCUCGAUGAUCCAGGACCGCGCUUUCGGGGAUCUCACCAACCUGAGGCGCCUCUACCUAAAUGGCAACAGGAUAGAGAGACUGAGCCCGGAGUUGUUCUAUGGCCUGCAGAGCCUGCAGUAUCUCUUCCUCCAGUACAAUCUCAUACGCGAGAUUCAGUCUGGGACUUUCGACCCUGUCCCAAACCUCCAGCUGCUGUUCCUGAACAACAACCUCCUGCAGGCCAUGCCCGCAGGCGUCUUCUCUGGCCUGACCCUCCUCAGGCUUAAUCUGAGGAGUAACCACUUCACCUCCUUGCCGGUGAGUGGAGUUUUGGACCAGCUGAAGUCCCUCAUCCAAAUUGACCUGCACGACAACCCUUGGGAUUGUACUUGCGAUGUGGUGGGCAUGAAGCUGUGGGUCGAGCAGCUCAAAGCGGGCGUCCUAGUGGACGAAGUCAUCUGUAAGGCGCCCAAGAAAUUCGCCGAGACCGACAUGCGCUCUCUUAAAUCGGAGCUGCUGUGCCCAGACUAUUCGGAUGUGGUGGUUUCUACGCCCACACCCUCCUCCAUCCAGGUGCCUGCUAGAACCAGCGCGGUGACCCCCGCCGUCCAGCUCAACAGCACCGGGGCCCCCGCGGUGGGCGCGGGCGGAGGGGCGUCCUCGGUGCCCUUGUCGGUGUUGAUCCUCAGCCUGCUCCUGGUUUUCAUCAUGUCUGUCUUCGUGGCCGCUGGGCUCUUCGUGCUGGUCAUGAAGCGCAGGAAGAAGAACCAGAGGCCUGCGCUUCCCAAGGUGAAGACGCCCGCCGGCCACGUUUACGAGUAUAUCCCCCAUCCACUGGGCCACAUGUGCAAAAACCCCAUCUACCGUUCCCGAGAGGGCAACUCCGUGGAGGAUUACAAAGACCUGCACGAGCUCAAGGUCACCUACAGCAGCAACCACCACCUGCAGCAGCAGCCGCCGCCGCCACCGCAGCCACAGCCCCAGCAGCAGCCCCCACCGCAGCUGCAGCUGCAGCCCGGGGACGAGGAGAGGCGGGAAAGCCACCACUUGCGGAGCCCCGCCUACAGCGUCAGCACCAUCGAGCCCCGGGAGGACCUGCUGGCGCCGGUGCAGGACGCAGACCGCUUUUACAGGGGCAUUUUAGAACCAGACAAACAUUGCUCCACCACCCCCGCCGGCAAUAGCCUCCCGGAAUACCCCAAAUUCCCGUGCAGCCCCACUGCUUACACUUUCUCCCCCAACUAUGACCUGAGGCGCCCCCAUCAGUAUUUGCACCCGGGGGCAGGGGACAGCAGGCUGCGGGAACCGGUGCUUUACAGCCCCCCGAGUGCUGUCUUUGUAGAACCCAACCGGAACGAAUAUCUGGAGUUAAAAGCAAAACUAAACGUUGAGCCGGACUACCUCGAAGUGCUGGAAAAACAGACCACAUUUAGCCAGUUCUAAAAGCAAAGAAACUCCCUUGGAGCUUUUGCAUUUAAAACAAACAAGCGAGCAGACACACACAGUGAACGCAUCUGAUUGUGUUGUUUCAACGUUUAGGGUGAAGUGCCUUGGCACGGGAUUCUCAGCUUCGGCAGAAAAUACUGGAAGGGUGUGCAAUUUCCUUUUAGUUUUACACGUGGGAAACAUUUAUGUAAACUGGGCACAUCACUUUCUCUUCUCGCGUGUGGGGGAGGAGAGGGGAAGGGCUUUAUGGAGGGCAAUUUGCAGUGAGGAUGACUUGUUAAAGGUCGCAGUCGUUUCUGUAGUGAUUGGAAGUGCUAAGAAUGGCGGAAGAUCGCAGCGCGUAGAUUUCACUCUUUCCUCUUUUGUAUCCGGUCCCCCGCCCCCCGCCCCCAUUGUCCCCCUUUAAGCCAUGGGUGGAUCUAAAUGGCUUUUGGCUUUUGUGGAGAGAUUAGCACACCCAACUUUAAUAGGAAGUUUGUCCUCCCCUACCCCCUUCUUCUUUGC
Molecule: messenger RNA, 3351 nt
Organism: Galeopterus variegatus (Sunda flying lemur)
Lineage: Eukaryota; Metazoa; Chordata; Mammalia; Dermoptera; Cynocephalidae
Gene: SLITRK5
Product: SLIT and NTRK-like family, member 5
Exons: 3
Coding region: 88-2844 (918 amino acids)
Biological process (GO): positive regulation of synapse assembly; regulation of presynapse assembly; axonogenesis
Cellular component (GO): membrane
Molecular function (GO): protein binding
Source: RefSeq, a predicted model, not a curated record